AUGUAUCUUUACAACUUGACCCUGCAAAGACCAAAUGGCAUCACACAUUGUAUACAUGGAAAUUUUUCUGGGCCAAAACAACAAGAAAUAUGUGUGUCAAGAGGUAAAGUACUUGAAAUUUUAAAGCCAGAUCCAUCUACUGGAAAAGUUUAUACAUUACUUACGGUGGAGGUGUUUGGUGUAAUUCGAUCACUUGUACCAAUUCGUCUAACUGGUAGUAAUAGAGAUUAUAUUGUCAUCGGCUCUGAUUCUGGUAGAAUAUUGAUACUGGAAUACAAUGCAUCCAAAAAUACACUUGAAAAAGUUCAUCAGGAGACCUUUGGAAAAUCUGGAUGCCGUCGAAUUGUUCCCGGUCAAUUUCUAGCUGUUGAUCCAAAAGGUCGUGCACUAAUGAUUGGUGCUGUGGAAAAACAAAAACUUGUUUAUAUACUGAAUCGUGAUUCACAAGCGCGUCUAACAAUUUCGUCUCCGUUAGAAGCACACAAAGCAAAUACAAUUACAUUUCAUACUGUUGGUGUUGAUGUUGGUUUCGAAAAUCCAAUAUUCGCUUGUCUUGAAGUUGAUUAUGAAGAGGUGGAUAAUGAUCCAACGGGUCAAGCUUUAAAAGAUGUGAAACAAACUUUAACAUUUUACGAAUUGGAUCUCGGUCUAAAUCAUGUUGUUCGGAAAUAUUCAGAGCAUUUAGACGAAUUUGCCAAUUUAUUAAUAACAGUACCUGGUGGAAAUGAAGGUCCGAGUGGUGUAUUAAUAUGUUCCGAAAAUUAUUUAACAUUUAAAAAUUUUGGUGAUCAACCAGAUAUUCGAUGUCCGAUUCCUAAAAGAAGAAGUGAUUUGGAUGAUCCAGAACGUUCAAUAAUAUUUGUCAGUAGUGCAACGCACAAAACAAAAAAUAUGUUCUUUUUUCUUGUACAAACCGAACAAGGUGAUCUAUUUAAAGUUACACUUAAUCACGAUCCGGAUAUGGGAAUGGUGACAGAAAUUCGUCUCAAAUAUUUUGAUACGGUGCCAGUUGCUUCGGCGAUGUGUGUGUUGAGAACUGGGUUUUUAUUUGUUGCAUCAGAAUUCGGCAAUCAUUAUCUGUAUCAAGUAUCAAAUCUAGGAGACGAUGAAGAGCCAGAAUUUAGUUCAUCUGAGCGACUUGAAGAAGGCGAUACUUUUUUUUUUGUGCCAAGAAAGUUGAAAAAUUUAAUAUUAGUUGAUGAAAUGGAUAGUUUAUCACCGAUAAUGGCAUGUCACAUAGCCGAUUUAGCUAAUGAAGAUACGCCACAAUUGUAUGUUGCAUGCGGACGUGGACCACGUUCAAGCCUCAGAAUAUUAAGACACGGAUUAGAAGUAACCGAAAUGGCGGUGUCAGAACUGCCUGGUAAUCCAAAUGCCGUUUGGACAGUAAAGCGACGCGCAGAUGAUGAUUUCGAUGCGUACAUUAUUGUUUCAUUUAUUAACGCAACUCUGGUUUUGUCUAUUGGUGAAACUGUUGAAGAAGUGACUGAUUCUGGUUUUCUUGGAACAACACCGACAUUAAGCUGUUCACAACUCGGUGAAGAUGCACUUGUGCAGAUUUAUCGUGAAGGAAUACGACAUAUAAGAGCUGAUAAACGUGUUAACGAAUGGCGUGCACCAGGGAAAAGAACAAUAACUCAGUGUGUUGUGAAUCAACGUCAAGUAGUUAUUGCAUUAACUGGCGGUGAACUGGUGUAUUUUGAAAUGGAUUCAACUGGCCAAUUAAAUGAAUAUACAGAACGUAAAGAAAUGACCGGUGAAGUAGUGUGUAUGGGAUUGGGCAGUGUGCCUGAAAAUGAACAAAGAUCACGAUUCUUAGCCGUUGGUUUAUCCGAUAGUACAGUUCGAAUUAUUUCACUUGAUCCACAAGAUUGUCUCACUCGAUUAAGUAUGCAAGCACUACCGGCACCGGCUGAAUCUUUAUGUAUUGUUGAAAUGAAGACGACUGAAGGUAUUGUGGUUGAUGCCAGUGGAGGACGGGAUCCACAAACGAGAUCAAUUGGAACAUCCUAUCUUAAUAUUGGACUUCAGAAUGGUGUAUUGCUUCGUAGUGUAUUAGAUUCUGUUACCGGUGAUAUGUCUGAUACACGAACGCGUUAUCUUGGCUCAAGACCCGUUAAACUAUUUAGAAUAUCAAUGCAAAAUAAUGAGGCAGUGCUUGCGAUGUCCAGUCGUACGUGGUUAAGCUAUACAUAUCAAGGACGAUUUCAUUUAACACCAUUAUCGUAUGAAUCGUUGGAGUAUGCAGCCGGUUUUGCCAGUGAACAAUGUCCAGAAGGUAUCGUAGCAAUCUCUGGCAAUACAUUAAGAAUCUUAACACUAGAAAAACUUGGUGUAAUAUUCAAUCAGGAAGUACGUCCACUGAAAUAUACGCCUCGUCGUUUUGUUCUACACCCCGAAACGAAUAUUAUAUAUUUAAUUGAAACAGAUCAUGUUUGUUAUACCGAACUAACAAAACAACAUAGGAGAGAACAAAUGGCAAAAGAAAUGGUUGAUGCAGCCGAUGAAGACGAUAAAGAGCUAGCAUCAGAAAUGGCAGCGGCUGUUUUAUCAGAAAAAUUGCCCGAAGAAAUAUUUGGUACACCAAAAGGUGCAAUCGGGAUGUGGGCUUCGCAAUUGCGAGUUAUGGACCCGAUUAGUGGUGAAACAAAAUUUGUCCAUGAGUUUGAACAAAACGAAUCGGCUCAGAGUUUAAUGAGAUUCGAAGCGAGACCUGCGGAUACUUUUUUACUAAUUGGUGUAGCAAAAGAUUUAGUACUCAAUCCACGUUCACAUCUCGGUGGUGUUAUAUAUUGUUUUCUUGUACUUGAAAAUGGUGAACGUUUACAUUUUAUACAUAGAACAGUUAUUGAUGAAGUGCCAGGAGCAAUUUGCCCAUUAGCUGGUCGAGCAUUAAUUAGUGUUGGAGCAAGUCUUCGUGUUUAUGAAAUAGGGAAAAAGAAAUUGUUGAAAAAAUGUGAAAAUAAAAAUGUACCAAAUCAUAUCAUUACUCUUCACACAAUGGGUCAUCGUGUGUUUGCCACUGAUGUACAAGAAAGUGUACAUUUUAUUCGUUAUAAAAAAAUGGAAAAUCAGUUGAUUGUAUUUGCUGAUGAUACAAGUCCUCGAUUUUCGGUAGCUAGUUGUUUAUUAGAUUAUAGCACAGUUUGUGUUACAGACAAAUUUGGAAAUAUAACUGUUUUACGUCUUCCAGCUGACGCCAACGAUGAGGUCGAUAUUGAUCCGACUGGCAGUAAAGGAUUGUGGGAUCGUGGCUUAUUGAAUGGUGCAUCCAACAAGUGUGAUGUUCUUUCUCAAUUUCAUAUUGGUGAAAUAGUAACAUCCGUACAACGAGCAACAUUAAUACCCGGUGGUUCUGAAUCACUUGUUUACACAACAAUCUCAGGAACAAUUGGUGCUUUAUUGCCAUUUUCCUCUCAUGAAGAUCAUGAUUUUUUUCAACAUCUUGAAAUGCACAUGCGUUCUGAAUAUCAAACUCUAUGUGGUCGUGAUCAAAGUGCAUUUCGUUCUUACUAUCUUCCGGUUAAACAUGUGAUAGACGGCGAUCUAUGUGAACAAUAUUCGAAUCUUGAUAUGGCAAAACAAAAACUAAUAGCUGACGGAUUGGAUCGCACUCCUAGCGAAGUAUCGAAAAAACUUGAAGAUCUAAGAACGAGAUACGCGUUUUAA
This is a messenger RNA of Didymodactylos carnosus, 3669 nucleotides long. The record is from the annotation of a GenBank genome assembly. NCBI's taxonomy places the organism in Eukaryota, Metazoa, Rotifera, Eurotatoria, Philodinida, Philodinidae.